This is a messenger RNA of Micromonas commoda, 3630 nucleotides long. RefSeq lists its product with no specific name. Lineage: Eukaryota; Viridiplantae; Chlorophyta; Mamiellophyceae; Mamiellales; Mamiellaceae. The transcript has a single exon. The record is from RefSeq and is a predicted model, not a curated record. The coding region runs from base 1 to 3630 and encodes 1209 amino acids.
AUGGAGGCGAGCCGGGCGCGGAUGCUCGCGCAGACCGCGACCGGGGCGGAUGCGCGCGACGACCGCGAAGGUGCCCGAAUCGCGGCGGUCCGUCGGGCGGUCCGAGGCGCGGCGGCGUCCACGUCGUACUCCACGCCGUCCGCCCGCGUCGUCGUGAGGCCCGAGACGACGCGGGCGGCCACAUCGGAGGAGAGCUCCCCGAGGCUCACUCGCGCCGCCGCGGUGCUCCGCGAGGCGAAGGCGCUCAUGCGCGAGCUCUCCCCGGCGUCCACCCUGGGAACCCCAUCCUCCGCGGGGGGCAGCGCCGCGUCUUCCGCGGAGGCGGCGACCGAGAGCCGGUGGAGAUCCCUGCGGAAGAGCUACGACGCCAUCGAGGCGGAUAAAGCCGCCGCGUCCAUCGACGCCGCGGAAGGAGGACGCGACGACGGACCGACGCCGCCGCCCAGGAAGCAGCUCUUCACCGCGGCGAUGAGACGAUGGAAAGCGUCGGACUCGCGCCUCACGGCUCUGCCUCCGCCGCCCGGCGAGCGCGAGCCGCGCGAGCCGACGCGCGUCGUGCGCGCGGCGAACGGUGCCGCGGAGCUCUCCGCGACCCUGCGACCGGUCGCAGGGAGGCCCGACGCGAGGGAGAUCCUCGCGCGAGCCGCGGGCAUCGCGGCGGCUGGCGCAGCAGCUGUGACGCGGCGGGCACAGCCGGCGCGGACGUCGUCCCCCGCGUCGCGUUCCUACACGCAAAACGACGCGAUGCUCCAGCUGGACCGCACGCGCGCCGCGCGCGAGAGAAUGGAGGCGCGACGGCACGCCGCGGACGACGAGGUCCGCGCGCUGCGCGAGCGGCUCAGGCGCGAGGCGGCGCUCGCUGAGCGGGAGCGUUUAGCCGCGGCGGCGGAGGCAGAGGAAGCGUCCGCGGCGGCUCGACUCGCCGCGGCGAUCGCCGCCAAGGAGCGAAGGCUCGCCGCCGCGCGCGCGGCGAUCGCGACGCGCGAGGACGCCGAGCGGCGCAGGCGCAUCGCCGAGGAGGUCGAGGCGGCGGAGGCGGAUGCGAGGGAGGCGGCCAGGUUGAAAGAGGUUGAACGCGUUCGCGCUAAAGAGCUCGUCAAAGCCGCGAGGGAAGUCGAGGAGAGAAACGCGAGACGCGAGCGAACGCGGCGGAUGGCCUCCGCGCUCGGCGCGUGGCGCGACGUCGCCCUUCGCGAGCUCCGGGGCGACGGACCGGACACGCGCGCGAGGGUCGAGGCGAUGCGCUGGCAAAAAAAACGAAGGGUCCUUCGCGCGUGGUUCGCCGCGGCUGACUCGGCUCGCGCGACGCGGCUGGCGACGUCGCUGGCGAGACGGCGGGAGAUGGAGAACAUCGCGGGGCUCCACCGCGAGCGUCGCGUGGUGCGCGGGUGCGUCGGCGCGUGGCGCGACGUCGCGGCGGUGGGCGCGGGGGCGAGGCGGGCGGAGGCUGCCGAGGAGACUCGGGCGCGGGAGGCGGCGGCGGCGGCGGAGAAAGAGGCGGAGAAAGAGGCGGAGAAAGAGGCGGAGAAACGCGCGGCGGCGGCGAGGAAAGAGGCGGAGGCUCUCGCGGCGGCGGACGCGGCGGCGGCGGAGGAACGCCGCGUCAAGAAGGAGGCGCUCCUCGCCAGGGUGGGGGCGACGGUGGCGAACGAGGAGUCGGCGGCGGAGCGAUUGGACCAAAGCCCCGCCGCCGGCGCCCCCGCGGCUCGGGAGUCCGCCGACGACGCCACCGUCGCGGACCUGCUCGAGUUUGUCAACCUCGCGAAACGAGUCCACGCGGAUCUCGGGGGCGUCCCGCUGGGCUCCCCGACGAAGGCUCACGCCGACGAGGACGACGACGCCGACGAGGACCUGGGAUCCCCGCCGAAGAAGCGCAAGACGGAGACGGGACUGGCUUCCGUCAUGGAGGACGACGACGACGCGGCGGGCGCGCUCCUCGCUGGCGCGAAUCCGUGGAUGCACGCACCGCCGGUCGUCUCGGCGGCGGAUCCGGGUCCCGGUCGGCCCGACCUGGUCAAAGGUACGAACGGCUCUGACGACAAAGAACCGGUGGAUGGUACGAAAGCGGCGAAGAUGGCGCGACGCGCGGCGGCGCGAGCGGCGGCGCGCGCCGAGCUCCGCGCCAAAGCCGCGGCGGCGCGCGAAGCUGCCGCCGCGCGCGAGGCGCAGAAGGCGCUCCUCGAGGGCGAGGCUGAGCGCGCGUUGGAGGCGGCGCGGCGAGCCGAGGCGUUGUCCGCGAGGCGGGCUUCCAAAGCCGCCGAGGAACGCAAGAGGCGCGCGGCGGUGAUCGCCGCGGAGUCCACCGCGCUCGCCGUCGCGCACCACGAUCGCGCGCUCUUGCUCCGCGCGGGGAUCAAACCCUGGCGCGCCCUCGUGCGUGCCACGAGGGCGGCUGUCGAGGAGGCUGAGUACCGCGCCGGGACGACGACCGCGCGGAUCCCGUUUAGGGCUUGGUCCAACCGCACCGCCGCCAAAGUUUCUGGCCUGCGGGACGGCGCCGCCGUCAUCUCCGCGAUGGACGACAGGCGCGCGUCGUUGCUCACGCUCAGGGCGUGGAGCGGGUGGUCCAAGGCGACGACUUUGGCGUCUUUCCGCGCCAAGGCGAAGGGUUGGGACGCGUGGGUCGAGGUUGUGCAAGCCGCGGCGGCGGCGGCGGCGGCAGCGCUCGAACGUCGGCGACGCUCGCUGAUGAAAAGGGGCUGGAACGCGUGGAAACUGGCGGCGCGCGCGCGUCUCGAACGCCUGGAGCGCGAGGCACACGCGGCGUGGCUCGAGGAGACCCGAAGGAUCGGCCGCGGGGCGUUGAGAGAGUGGCGCCGCGCCGCCGCCUGUGCCGCCUCGGCGCGGCGCGAAGCCGAGACGAAGGACAGGCUCUUCCUCAAGGUUGGCCGGUGGCUCGAGGAGCUCAGGGCGGACAAGGCGCUCACGCCGAGCCCCGCGUCGAAGGGCCCGAGCCCCGAGAACCGCGAGGAGCGCCGCGCGAGGUACAAGUCCGGGUUCACCCCCGUCGCCACCCCAAUCGCCGCUCCUUCAAAAGAGGUCACUUCGCGCGGGCUCAACCUCGCGGAGGCGCCCGUCCCGGAGCUGGCGAUGCUCCGCCUGCGGAGCAUGCCGCAGUACGCGCGCGUGAUGCAGGCGGCGAGCGAGGCAUCCGCGGCGCCGGCGGCGUCGCCGUCGUCGUACGUCACGCCGCCGAGGACGCAGUCCAAGAUCCCUCUUCCCGUCCUGAAGGCGCCGGCUGUGCCUCGGGCGCCCGCGCCUCACGCGACCCCAGCGCCGCCGCCCGCGAGGGCGGAGAGGAAGGACGACUGGCUGGAUCUGGACGUGACGCCGCCGCGGGUCGACCUCCUCGGACUCACGCGGGGUGUCACGAGGUCUCCCUUGGGCGCGAUGGCGGUGAACAUCGAGGUUGACUCGCCGGACCUCAACCUGAUGAGAAUGGCGAAGGAGAGGCCCAAGGUUAAGGCGAGGGCAAAGGUGAACUCCAACAAGCCGGCGGUGGACAAGCCGACGAAGGAGGUUAGCCCCGGAGGCCUGUCCAAGGGGUCUCGAGCACGACUGGAAAAGCUCGCGGCGAAGAAGCGGGGUCAGGCUAAGGAUAGGCAGGACUUCUGGAAGCGAGUCGGUUAG